AUGGAGAGGAAUUUGCUGAUAUCGCUACUUCUUUGUAUCAAUGUUUAUGUAAACAGCGCCCCGAUAGAGGGGCCUGGACUCCUACAGGUUCAGUUCCAAGCUCCACAACCAGCAGCAAAACCUCCUUCUGAAGAUGUAUUGCGAGCCAUUGAGACGAUAAACAAAGCUCCACAACCAACAUCAGAACUUCAAUCUGAAGAUGUUAUGAGCACCAUAGAAAGGAUGAACAAAGGAAUCGGAAAACUCCUGCAUCACAGCGAUAUUAAAACAAAGGAAGGACGCAGCGCUAUGGAAUGUCCCUCUAAGAACUGUUUUUGGUCUAAAUCUGCCAACGGUCUUGUUAACGUUCCAUACACAGUGGAUCCUCAAUUCACCGUGGAUGAAAAAGCUACCAUAUCAAGAGCUAUAUUGGAGUUUGCUACGCUGACCUGCAUCCGUUUUGUCCCACGCACUUCAGAAGCAGAUUACGUGAACAUCAUCAACGAUGUUGGCUGCUGGUCCUUACUGGGCUAUUCUGCAGGAGCCCAGGACUUAUCUCUGGAUAGAAGCGGUUGUGUUUAUCAUGGGGUAGUCCAGCAUGAGCUAAACCACGCCCUGGGCAUUGAUCAUGAGCACAGCCGAAGUGACCGCGACUUGUACAUCAAAAUCCUAUGGCAAAACAUUGAACCCGACUACAACACCAGCUUUGAUAAACAUAAUACCAACAACCUAAACAUGCAAUAUGAUUACACCUCUGUGAUGCAUUAUGGAAAAUUUGCGUUCUCUACUGACUACCGCCUACAGACCAUUCAGCCCGUCCCUGACAAUGGUAUCAGCAUUGGACAGAGAACAGGAUUGAGCAACCUGGAUGUGGCCAAGAUCAACAAACUCUACAGCUGCAAUAUCUGCUCCUCCGUAUUGUCCGAUGCCACAGGUGUUCUCUACUCUGCCUCCAACCCUUCCAAUUACCCAAACAACUACAACUGCACCUGGCUCAUCCGUCUGCCAAUCAGCCAGAUACUCCUGCAGUUUAAGGCGUUUGAUGUGCAGAACUCUGUUGGGUGCACAUCAGAUUACAUCAGGGUGUUUGAUGGUCCCAGCAGAACAUACCCAUUGCUGCUGGACAGGUCAUGCGGCUCCGGAAUGAUGCCCUCCCUGGUGUCCUCUAGCUCCGUGAUGCUGGUGGAAUUCGUCACAGAUGGGUCAAUUACAGCCACCGGAUUCAAAGCCUCAUACAGCACAGUGAGCUGCGGCGGGACUUUGGUCAACUCCACUGGGACCGUAUUUAGCCCUGGAUAUGAAAAGCAGCAAAAUUACCCUGCUUAUAGUGACUGCAUUUGGACAAUCAUCGCUCCUUUGGGAUACAAAGUCCAGCUGGCCAUGGUUAGUUUCAGCCUAGAGUCCAGCAAGACAUGUUCCUACGACUGGCUGGAGAUCAGAGAUGGGGUUUUGUCUGCCUCCCCCCUGGUAGGACCAGCGUACUGCGGCAAUCAAAAAAUCCAGCCAAUCACUUCCACCAAAAAUGGCCUCGUCCUGCAUUUCGUGAGUGACUAUUCUGGACAGAGCACCGGAUUCAUGGCAUAUUAUUCCAUCAUUCCGGCUUCAUAA
Messenger RNA from Rana temporaria (common frog), 1587 nucleotides. RefSeq names its product embryonic protein UVS.2-like. Gene Ontology annotation, molecular function: metalloendopeptidase activity; zinc ion binding. Gene Ontology annotation, biological process: proteolysis. The transcript has 14 exons. Bases 1 to 1587 code for a protein of 528 amino acids. The record is from RefSeq and is a predicted model, not a curated record. Lineage: Eukaryota; Metazoa; Chordata; Amphibia; Anura; Ranidae.